Molecule: messenger RNA, 603 nt
Organism: Pyricularia grisea
Lineage: Eukaryota; Fungi; Ascomycota; Sordariomycetes; Magnaporthales; Pyriculariaceae
Exons: 2
Coding region: 1-603 (200 amino acids)
Molecular function (GO): acyltransferase activity, transferring groups other than amino-acyl groups
Source: RefSeq, a predicted model, not a curated record
AUGACUGCCGCUAAAGGUCCAAAAGCGGAGCGCCAAACUCAACUUUCAUCAGCGAGACUAGUGCUGCGCGGUGCUAGGCCCGAAGAUGCAGCACACCUGCAUGUUGCAUUCAAUCAUGUGGACGUUAUGAAGUAUUGGUCAACACUUCCCCAUGCAAACGUCGCGGAAACACAAAAGUGGGUGAAUGGAAUGAUUGCGGCGCCCUGCAAUGGCGUUACAGACUUCAUCGUCUGCCUCAAAACUGUCACCCCAGACGGCCAGCCAACCUUGCAGCCGAUCGGCAAGGCUGGAGUCUGGCGCGACCAAGAGAUCGGCUUCAUGAUUGCACGCCAAUUUUGGGGGCAAGGUCUGGCGACAGAGGCUGUGUCACUCGUGCUCGACCAUCUAUUCUUUGGUGGGGAUGGUGGAAGGAGCUUAGUUGGGGAUCUCGUCGUGGCCGAUGUCGAUCCGAGGAAUGAGGCUUCAUUGAAGGUCCUGGGCAAGUUGGGAUUUGUGGUGUACGAUACCAAGGAGAAGACUUUUGAGAUUGGCGGCGAGUGGGUGGAUAGCACAUAUUUGCGAUUGGGUAGAAAAACGUGGCAGGAGCGUCGGAAGCACUGCUGA